GCGUGAUGAAGCGUGGCGUGAGUCCCCUGACCCGGAAACCUGUUCGACGCUUGCUUAGCUCGAGCUCAGCGCCGCUGCUGCAAAACGACCUCAGCCCGACUGGCGUCCUCACGCUGACAUUCAACCAGCCCGAAAAGCUGAACGCGUGGACUCUCCCAUUGCUGAACAAGCUCUUCUACGGGCUCGCCGACGCGACCACCGACCCGGCAGUCAAGGGCGUCGUCAUCACGGGAAGCGGCAAGUACUACUCCGCCGGUGCGGACCUCUCUGCGAUGAUCAAACCGAUGGCGCCCUCUUCUCUGAUCCGGCAGAUUCGCGACCGCAACCAAAGGCUGUUUGCCUGCUUCCUCGACUUUCCAAAGCCAAUCGUCGCGGCGGUCAACGGCCCCGCCAUCGGCGCAGCCGUCACCUCCACCUGCCUGAUGGACGCGUGCUUCGCCUCGCCGGCCGCCACCUUCUCGCUCCCCUUCGCCAAGCUCGGAGUGCCUCCCGAGGGCUGCUCGUCCGUCACCUUCCCCGAGCGCAUGGGCGAGGCGGCGGCGCACCGCAUGCUCGGAGAGGAGAACUGGGUACCGAGCGCCGCCGAGGCGCGCGACGCGGGGCUCGUGCGCGAGGUGGUCGAGCCGCAUGAGCUUGUGGCGCGCGCCUCCUCCUUCGUUGAGGAGAGGAUCGCGGCCGGAGGCGGCCGCUGUUUUGACGAAGCCGAGCACGAGCGGCUGAGGCGGGUCAACGCCGAGGAGUCGGCCACUCUCGCGAACGCGUUUGUGUCUCCAAAGUUCCUCGGCGCGAUGGAAGCCUUCAACGCCAAGCGGAAAAAGACGCAACUGACGCGAGUGUUCUGGAUCGCGAACUCGACACUGCCGUUGUGGCGGCCGAGUGACAUCGAGGCCAACUUUGGGUUCAGGCUCGACGGGCCCGACGGGCACAUCGAGCGCGACCACUGAGGCGAGGGGUCGGCGAGGCGCGAGAUUCGUGCGACGGUUAGGGCAGGCACAAGCGCUUUUGAAUAUAUAUUAUUCGGGAUCGUACGAACACAUCAAUUCCCCACGCACGCCAUGGUUCAUUACGACGUGUGGUGUCUCGCGUCGGCGCCAAGUCGCGUUCGUUUUUUAUUUUUACGUUCUGUCUUUUCCAUC
Emiliania huxleyi CCMP1516 is the source of this 1136-nucleotide messenger RNA. RefSeq lists its product as hypothetical. The coding region runs from base 6 to 944 and encodes 312 amino acids. The transcript is spliced from 8 exons. Lineage: Eukaryota; Haptophyta; Isochrysidales; Noelaerhabdaceae. The record is from RefSeq and is a predicted model, not a curated record.